AGAGAGAGAGAGAGAGAGAGAGAGAAGGAGGGAGAGAAGGAGGGAGAGAGAGAGAGAGAGAAGGAGGGAGAGAGAGAGGGACGUGCUGCAUCAGCUCGGCACACACAGGACGCAGCAACAUCAGCAGCCUCGUCUUAGAGGUCUAUUGUUCCCUGUUUUCAUUACGGACAAACCUCGUUGUCCCUCGCUGACCUAGCCACCACACAGAGAGAGAGAGAGAGAGAGAGAGAGAGAGAGAGAGGAGGAGAACCAUUCAUUCACCCAGGAUUACUUCUUCUUAGAGGAACGGACGGAACAACCCUCGUGUGAGAAAGGGACAAAAGCAAAGGGAGCAGAGUACACUUCUCCUCUGCUGCGUCUGCCCGCUUCCUCUGUGUAUUUUUCUGUCUCCGUUGUGUUGCCUUCUCCACUCUUUUUCUAUUUGGUUUUCUGUUAUUGUGUGGAUACUAUCCCCACGGUCCCCCUGCGAGAGCCAUGGGGUUGCCCGGUGGAGUGAAGGGGAUGCUGGGUGUGUGGAGGGAGUUACUUCCCUCUCACUGGAGGCUGGUGCUGGUCCUCUUCUGGAUCUCUGGAGCCACAGAGGCACAAACUGCAGCCGACACCAAACCAACUGUCUACGUCUGGCAAACAGGUCCAUGGGGCCGGUGUAUGGGCAGUGAAUGUGGCCCAGGGGGCAGCCAGAGCCGGGCAGUGUGGUGCGCCCACUCUGAAGGCUGGACCACCCUUCACACCAACUGUGACCAGGCAGAGCGCCCGGAGAACCAGCAGAGCUGCUUCCACGUGUGUGACUGGCACAAAGACCUGUACGACUGGCAGUUGGGCGCCUGGAACCAGUGUGUGCCCGUGUCCAUGCGGAGCACUGGGGCGCUCCAGCGGCCAGCCGUAUGUACCCGUGGCGAGGAGGGCAUCCAGACACGCGAGGUGGGCUGCGUCCAGAAAGCAGAUGGCGUGCCCGCGGAGGAUGCAGCGAUUUGUGAAUAUUUUGAGCCCAAGCCCAGGCUGGAGCAGGCCUGUCUGAUCCCGUGCCCGCGGGACUGUGUGGUCUCCCAGUUCACCCCAUGGACUUCCUGUUCGAAAACGUGCGGCAUGGGUCUUCAGAAUCGUGUCCGUUUUGUCCUGGCGCCGCCUCUGUUCGGGGGCUCGGCCUGCCCUAACCUGACAGAGUUCCAGACGUGUCAGCCAGGUCCCUGCGUUGGCCCAGAGAGCCUCUAUAGUCUAAGGGUGGGAUCCUGGGGUCCCUGCUCUGUACCCCUCCCUCGCACGGCCAGGCAGGCUCCCACCCUUACUCACGGUAAAGAUGUGGCUCUCCCUCGCCGGCUUCGCAAGGGCAGAGAGGGUAAAGAGGGUAAAGAGGGCAGCGAGGUGCCCACGCCACGCCAGCCUCGACUGAGCAAAGAAGAAAGGAUGAAAAGAAAGGAGAAAAGAAAGGAGGGGAGAAAAGGAAGACAGGCAGCCAAAGAAGGACGCAGGAAGAACAAGGAAAGAGUCAAGGAGAGGGUGAGGGAGCGGGUGAGGGCGAGGGGAAGGGUGAAAGACCCAGAGACCAAAGAGCUGAUCAAAAAUAAGAGGAACAGGAACAGACAGAACCGACAGGGUGGGAAGUUCUGGGACCUGCAGGUUGGAUACCAGACCCGGGAGGUGACCUGUGUUCACAGGAGCGGCAACACUGACGCACUGAGCCUGUGUUCUCGGGAGUCCCUGCCAGUGACCUACCAGGCCUGCGUACUGGCCAAGGACUGUGAGGUGAGCGACUGGACCGACUGGUCGCCCUGCUCCAAGGACUGCUACGAGCUCAACGGGCCCACGGGUGAGCGCACACGCACACGCCGGGUACACCAGUUCCCCGUGGGAGAAGGGGAGGAGUGCCCUGAACUGGAGGAGAAGGAACCCUGCACCCCUCAGGGAGAAGGGGUACCCCCCUGCAUCGUGUACAACUGGAAGACAACAGAGUGGACAGAGUGCAGGGUGGAUAUGUUGCUAAGCCAACAGGACCGUCGUCGUGGUAACCUAACUGGGCUGUGCGGGGGCGGAGUCCAGAACCAUGAGGUGUACUGCGUCCAGGCAACCAGCGCCGACCCUGCCUCAAGCUCUCUCAAUAGCAAAGAAGCCUCCAGGCCCGUUGAUGGUGACCUGUGCCUCAGCCCGCCCCCCAACACCACCCAGCUGUGCCACAUCCCAUGUCCUGUGGAGUGUGACGUGUCCUCCUGGGGUGCCUGGGGACCCUGCACCUUUGAAAACUGUCUGGACACAGCUGCCAAGAAAGGGUUCAAACUGAGGAAGAGGAGGAUCGUCAAUGAGCCCACGGGAGGAACAGGAAGCUGCCCUCACCUGGUGGAGGCCAUACCAUGUGACGAGCCCAGCUGCUAUGAUUGGCUGCUGGUGAAGCUGGAUGAGUGUAUCCCGGACAACGAGAGAGAGUGUGGACCAGGCACCCAGAUACCACAAGUCCAGUGUGUCAACAGUGAUGGUGAGUAUGUGGACCGCCAGUUAUGCCGUGAUGCCAUCCUGCCCAUGCCCGUCAUCUGUGAGGUGCCAUGCCCCAAGGACUGUGUCCUCAGUCCCUGGACCACCUGGUCCCUGUGCUCACACACCUGCUCCGGGAAGAACACAGAGGGAAGGCAGAUGAGAGCACGUUCUGUACUGGCCUACAGCGCUGGGGAAGGCGGGGUCCAGUGCCCCAACAGCAGUGCUCUCCAGGAGGUGCGGAGCUGCAACGACCACCCUUGUACUGUGUACCACUGGCAGACAGGGCCCUGGGGACAGUGUAUCGAGGACACCUCGGUCCCCUCUGCCAACUCCACAGGGGAUCGGGCCGGAGUUGGGGGAGGGGACUCCUCGUGCUCUGUGGGGAUGCAGACACGGAAGGUCAUCUGUGUACGGGUCAAUGUGGGACAGGUGCCACCCAAAAAGUGUCCAGAGAGUAUUCGUCCUGAGACAGUCAGGCCUUGCCUCCUGCCAUGUAAAAGAGACUGCUUCGUCACCCCCUACAGCGACUGGAGCGCCUGCCCUGCCAUAUGCAAAGCAGGCGGCAACACGAAAAGGAAACAGAACAGGAAACGCAUCAUCAUCCAGCUGCCGGCCAAUGGGGGACAGGACUGUCCAGAGGUGUUGGCUCAGGAGAGAGACUGUGAGGUGCCGUCUGUCUGUCUGGGAUACAGGUGGAAGACACACAAGUGGCGGCGAUGCCAGUUGGUUCCCUGGUCCGUGCGACAGGACAGUCCUGGAGCUGUGGAGACCUGUGGGCCUGGGCUGCAGGCUAGAGCUGUCUCAUGCCGGAAGCAAGACGGGGGUCAAGCGGACAUGGGAGCAUGUCUGAAGUUUGCCAGCUCCAUGCCCUCUCUGACCCAGCCCUGCCAGCUCCCAUGCCAGGACGACUGCCAGCUAACCACCUGGUCCAAGUUCUCUUCCUGUACACAGGACUGUGUGGGCGUUAAGACCCGCAAGAGGAUGCUAGUGGGAAAGAGCAAAAAGCAAGACCAGUGUAAGAACAACCAGGUCUACCCCCUCAGUGAGAUCCAGUACUGCCCCUGUAACAAGUACAACGCCCAGCCCGUGGGGAACUGGUCGGACUGCAUCCUGCCUGAGGGUGGGCGCGUGGAGGGCCAGCUGGGCAUGAAGGUCCAGGGGGACAUCAAGGAGUGUGGCCAGGGCUACCGCUACCAGGCCAUGGUGUGUUACGACCAGGACAACAGGCUGGUGGAGACAUCACGGUGCAACAGCCAUGGGUAUAUUGAGGAGGCUUGCAUCAUCCCCUGUCCGUCUGACUGCAAGCUCAGUGAGUGGUCCAACUGGUCACGAUGUAGCAAGUCCUGCGGCAGCGGGGUCAAAGUGCGUUCCAAGUGGCUGAGGGAGAAGCCUUACAAUGGUGGUCGACCGUGCCCCAAACUGGACCAUGUCAACCAGGCUCAGGUGUAUGAGGUGGUGCCCUGUCUCAGUGACUGUGGUCAGUACGUGUGGGUGGCUGAACCCUGGAGUGUCUGGAAGGUCAGCAACGUGGACCUGAAGGAGAACUGUGGAGAAGGAGUGCAGACCAGAAAAGUCAGGUGUAUGCAGAACACUAUCGAUGGGCCGUCGGACCCUGUGGAGGAUUACCUGUGUGACCCAGAGGAGAUGCCUCUAGGGGCCAGAGACCGCCAGCUGCCCUGCCCUGAGGACUGUGUCCUGUCUGACUGGGGGGCCUGGAGCCGCUGCUCACUGCCAUGCAACAAAAUCAGCACUCGGGAGAGGACAGCAUACCCCAUUCGUCAACCUGGAGAGGGAAAGCUGUGCCCCAACACCACAGAGACAGAGCCCUGCAGCCUCAACAGCAACUGCUAUCACUACUCCUAUAACAUCACCGAUUGGAGCACCUGUCAGCUGAGUGAGAGAGCUGUGUGUGGUAGUGGCAUGAAGACACGCAUGCUGGACUGUGUACGAAGUGACGGCAAGUCUGUCGACCUCAAGUUCUGUGAAGAGCUGGGACUGGACAGGAAGUGGCAGAUGAACGCUUCCUGUGUGGUGGAGUGUCCCAUCAACUGCCAGCUAUCUGAUUGGUCCCCCUGGUCCGAGUGCACACAAAUCUGUGGACUAGUAGGGAAGCUGUGGCGCAGGAGAACGGUGCUCCAGCUGCCCCAGGGUGAUGGACGACCCUGCCCCCCUCAGAGGGAACAGUGGAAGCCUUGCCCCGUCAGACCCUGCUACCACUGGAGAUACAGUUCCUGGUCUGAAUGCAAGUCUGAGGGUGCGAGGUGCGGAGAGGGGCUGCGGUUCCGUAACAUGUCCUGCUUUGUGUCGGACGGGUCUGGCCAGGGAGAGGGCAGUCUGGUGGAUGAUGAGCUGUGUGGAAACCUGGAGCCCUCGGUAGACGGCGACAAACAGAUCACCCUGGAAGAACCCUGCACCUCACCCUGUCCAGGUGACUGCUACCUGACUGACUGGACAGUGUGGAGCCCGUGUCAGCUGAGCUGUGUCAGUGGAGAUGACCUGGGGUUCGGCUCAGUGCAGGUCAGAUCCAGAGCUGUGCUGGCCCAGGAGCCAGAGAACCUACUGCAGUGUCCAGAACAGGAGUGGGAGGCCCGGCCCUGCACUGAGGGCCAGUGUUAUGAGUACAAGUGGAUGACAGGAGCGUGGAGGAGCUCCUCUCGACUGGUCUGGUGUCAGAGAUCUGAUGGAUUAAAUGUCACAGGUGGCUGCCCUCUGACAGCCCAGCCCUUGGCAGACCGAUCAUGUGACCCAGCCUGCAACAAACCGCGCUCCUUCUGCACAGAGGCGGGUGUGUGUGGUUGUGAUGAGGGCUACACAGAGGUGAUGACAUCAGACGGCCUACUGGACCAGUGUACGGUGAUCCCUGUGUUAGAGAUCCCCACGGCGGGGGACAGCAGGGCUGAUGUGAAGACCAUCAGGGCGGUCAGCCCCACACAGCCCUCCAACAGCCUGCCUGGCCGAGCUGGACGCACCUGGUUCCUACAGCCCUUCGGACCAGAUGGUAAACUGAAGACAUGGGUCUAUGGUGUGGCAGCUGGAGCUUUUGUUCUACUCGUCUUUAUAGUUUCCAUGACCUUCCUAGCCUGUAAAAAGCCAAAGAAACCCCAGAGAAGACAGAUGUAUAACAACCGGCUCAAGCCUCUGACCCUGGCCUAUGACGGAGACGCUGACAUGUAAACCUCCUAAUCUACCUGUGGCAGAAUCAUUUUACACUGACGUCAUGGAGGCUGUCGUCGUGGAAACAGUCAGAUGGGUUGUCAUGGAGACCCAACUUUGACCGUUCUUCUCAGGCUACCAGUGGGCGUGGCUUAAAAUAUCUGGAACUCUGGGAAGACUUACAUUAUGUCACUGAUUUAUCAA
Molecule: messenger RNA, 5823 nt
Organism: Salmo salar (Atlantic salmon)
Lineage: Eukaryota; Metazoa; Chordata; Actinopteri; Salmoniformes; Salmonidae
Product: thrombospondin type-1 domain-containing protein 7A
Biological process (GO): actin cytoskeleton organization
Cellular component (GO): plasma membrane
Source: RefSeq, a predicted model, not a curated record